AUGUCAUGGCGACGUGCCGAGGUUUAUGCCAUCUUCGAACAGUCGGCGUCUCCGUUUGACUUGGCCAGCCUUUUGCUGCGUUGCAUCGCCUCCUGUGCUUCUUACAACAGCUCUUCUGCCCCCGGCAGUCUGACAGGCUCCUAUUUCGCCUCAGGAUCGGGUUCGAGCUUGUCUGCGGCCGGUUGGCCUGACGACGAGUCCAGGGCCGAGGAUUCGACCCAGGGACUCCAGGCGGCCUGGGCGAUGAAUGGACGGCGUCAUGGACACGGGCUGUUGCCCAGGGCCGCGUCCGACCUCCUCUUCGCAGCAACUCGUCUACAGUACGCUCUGCCGGGCUCCAAGUCGAGUGCCGCCGCGAACCACGGCCUCGAGGCCGAGUCCAGCAAAGCCGAACUCGUUGAGGAUUGGAUGCACAUCCUCUGUCACGCCAGACAACUGUUCACCUAUCGAGUGGUGAUUCAGCUGUUGCUGCCGGAUGGCGAGCGUCGGCUUUUGAUUCAGUUGCUACGCUUGUUCCGUCGGAUCUCCGCCGGGGAGCCGCAGACUCGAAUGCAUGCAGAAAACUUGGCUCGAUGCGCCGCUUUGUCGGUGUUUGGCAGUCCCGAGCCAGAAGAGAUGCUGAAGACGCAAUACGAUCCCACGCGUCUACAAGACUCUGGUGACGGGGACUCGAAGCCGGGUCCUCUCGCCUGGCGAAUCGACACUUUGGUCAACCUGAUCGGUCUAGUCGAUCAACUCGACGCUCUGCCCGGUCUGGUCUACGCCGAAGUGAGAUGUCGCCUCCGAGCCCGACUUGGUCACUCUCCGAUCGCAAAAUUGCCACCAACCCCUUCGGUUGCCCAGGCGACCGGAAGUUUCGUGACCGGUGGCAGGACUGCAUCGACGGCCGGCUGGUUGCUGGGAUCCAGCAACAGUCCAGGCAACAAUAAGCGUUCUUCUGCCUUUGAACCGACCGCCUCUUCGUCAGCUUCGUCUACCGAGUCUACCGUCUCGUGUGCUUCACUCCUCUCGGUCGGCCUCAACUCGACAUCUUCCAGUGGUUCCGAUCAGCUUCUUAAGGCUCAGAGAGACAUGCUUGCC
This is a messenger RNA of Protopolystoma xenopodis, 1080 nucleotides long. The record is from the annotation of a GenBank genome assembly. Lineage: Eukaryota; Metazoa; Platyhelminthes; Monogenea; Polystomatidea; Polystomatidae.